AUGGAUGUACGGCCCAACCAAACGAUAUACAUCAAUAAUCUCAAUGAGAAAAUUAAAAAGGAAGAGCUGAAGAAGUCUCUCUACGCCAUUUUCUCACAGUUUGGGCAGAUUCUGGAUAUUGUGGCGUUGAAAACAUUGAAAAUGCGUGGCCAGGCAUUUGUUAUUUUCAAGGAGAUUUCAAGCGCCUCAAAUGCGCUGAGGACAAUGCAAGGCUUUCCUUUUUACGACAAGCCAAUGCGUAUUGCUUAUGCGAAAACAGAUUCGGAUGUGGUGGCCAAGAUGAAGGGCACCUACAAGGAGAGACCAAAGAAAGUUAAACCACCCAAGCCAGCGGCGCCGGCUGAGGACAAAAAAGACAAAAAGAAGAAAACCACCAAUGCUGAGAAUUCCAAUCCCAAUGCCCAAAGUGAACAGCCUCCUAAUCAAAUUCUCUUCCUUACAAAUCUUCCAGAGGAGACCAAUGAAAUGAUGUUGUCUAUGUUGUUCAAUCAAUUCCCCGGUUUCAAAGAAGUUCGUUUGGUACCAAAUCGUCAUGACAUUGCCUUCGUGGAAUUUGCCACCGAACUACAAAGUAAUGCUGCCAAGGAAGCGUUGCAAGGCUUUAAGAUUACACCGUCACAUGCUAUGAAGAUUACAUUUGCUAAGAAAUAGUUUAAGG
Molecule: messenger RNA, 658 nt
Organism: Musca vetustissima
Lineage: Eukaryota; Metazoa; Arthropoda; Insecta; Diptera; Muscidae
Gene: snf
Product: U1 small nuclear ribonucleoprotein A
Exons: 2
Coding region: 1-651 (216 amino acids)
Biological process (GO): mRNA splicing, via spliceosome
Cellular component (GO): U1 snRNP
Molecular function (GO): U1 snRNA binding
Source: RefSeq, a predicted model, not a curated record